This is a messenger RNA of Sebastes umbrosus (honeycomb rockfish), 2660 nucleotides long. RefSeq names its product carboxypeptidase E (gene cpe). The transcript is spliced from 9 exons. Lineage: Eukaryota; Metazoa; Chordata; Actinopteri; Perciformes; Sebastidae. Bases 187 to 1590 code for a protein of 467 amino acids. Gene Ontology annotation, biological process: proteolysis. Gene Ontology annotation, molecular function: zinc ion binding; metallocarboxypeptidase activity. The record is from RefSeq and is a predicted model, not a curated record.
AGAGCAGCAGCAGCAGCAUCACACCACAGACACACACAGAGAGAGAGAGAGAGAGAGAAGAGCAGCAGCAGAAGGAGAGAGAGAUAUUUAUAGCCUUCAGCGAGGCUGCAGCACAGAGAUAAGGCUUGGGACCAAGCCGCAGGCAGGAAGACACACAGACAGACAAAAAGAGGACACGUCGAGGAGAUGAAACAGUUCACUUGGGUCGUUUUCCUCGGGGCCGUGGUGGUCUCCCUGGUCGGUGGAGGAGCAGCAGCAGCAGCAGCAGCCGGUACCGGUACCGGUACCGAGGGUGCUGGUGAGAUCUCCUUCGAGUACCACCGCUACGAUGAGCUGCGGAAGGCGCUGGUGUCCGUGUGGCUGCAGUGUCAGACCAUCAGCCGCAUCUACACCAUCGGGGAGAGCUUCGAGGGCCGCGAGCUGCUGGUGCUCGAGAUGUCCGACAACCCGGGGACGCACGAGCCUGGUGAGCCUGAGUUUAAGUACAUCGCCAACAUGCACGGCAACGAGGCCGUGGGCAGAGAGCUGCUCAUCAACCUGGCUCAGUACCUGUGCAACCAGUACCAGCAAGGCAACGAGACAAUCAUCGAUCUCGUCCACAACACCCGUAUCCACUUCAUGCCCUCCAUGAACCCAGACGGCUUCGAGAAGGCCGCUUCACAGCCUGGAGAGAUCAAGGACUGGUUUGUGGGUCGCAGUAACGCACAGGGGGUGGAUCUGAACCGUAACUUCCCCGAUCUGGAUCGCAUCAUCUACGUCAACGAGCGAGAGGGUGGAGCCAACAACCAUCUGCUGCAGAACAUGAAGAAGGCCGUGGAUGAAAACACCAAGCUGGCUCCAGAGACCAAGGCAGUGAUCCACUGGAUCAUGGAUAUCCCCUUCGUCCUCUCAGCCAACCUGCAUGGAGGAGACGUGGUGGCCAACUACCCAUAUGAUGAGACCCGCACUGGCUCUACUCAUGAGUACAGUUCCAGUCCAGAUGAUGUGAUGUUCAAGUCUCUGGCGAAGGCCUACUCCAUGUACAACCCAGUCAUGUCCGACCCUAACCGACCCCCCUGCCGUAAGAACGACGACGACUCCAGCUUCAAGGAUGGCAUCACUAACGGAGGGGCCUGGUACAGCGUGCCAGGAGGAAUGCAGGAUUUCAACUACCUCAGCAGCAACUGUUUUGAGAUCACUCUGGAGCUCAGCUGUGACAAGUUCCCCAAUGAGGACACACUCAAGACCUACUGGGAGCAAAAUCGCGACUCACUGGUCAACUACAUCGAGCAGGUCCACCGUGGUGUAAAAGGCUUUGUACGCGACCUCCAGGGAAACCCCAUUUCCAACGCCAGCGUCUCUGUGGAGGGCAUUGACCACGACCUCACCACAGCCAAAGAUGGAGACUACUGGCGCCUCCUGGCUCCAGGAAACUACAAAGUGGCAGCCUCUGCCCCAGGAUACCUGACUGUCAUCAAGAAGGUGGCUGUUCCCCACAGCCCUGCAACCAGGGUGGACUUUGAGCUGGAGUCUCUGAUGGAGAGGAAGGAGGAGGAGCGGGAGGAGCUGAUGGACUGGUGGAAGAUGAUGUCAGAGACACUGAACUUCUAAACGUUUGUCUGGCCGAUGAUCGGACCGUCCGCACAUCGAUGUAAUAUAUUCAACAUUCUGUGUGCCCGUCCACUCUGAAAAAAAGAAUAUAUUGUCUCCUCAUUUGUUUUGUUCUCUUUGGAUCAUUAUUUUAAUUGAUUAUUACUGUUUAUUACUGUAAUGGUUUGCCUCAUACUCCUGUAGAACAUCCUGCAGACACUGACACAUAUACUGAGGGGCACGGGAGGAAUCUGCAGGUUGUUUGUCGGCAGUGAGAUCGGUGUUGAUUUCUGUGGUAUUGUGUUCUUUAUCGUACAUGUGAUUUGGUAACCAUGGCACCCAUCUAUAUAACCAAUGAGUGACUGAGUAACUAUGUAUAUAAAAGAGCUGUUUACAUCAUUACCACAUGGCUCUGUCCAAAAUAAGUCAUAAUUUUUUCCUGUUUUAAAUGUCUCUGUUUCUCCAGGCUUUAGUGCAAAUACACAAGUACAACGCAAACAACACAAACGCUUUAUAGGCGACUGUAAACUUGCACACACGCACUGUAAAAUAAAAAAUACAAUGCUAUAGUUUUGAGAAUAUUAGACAUUAAAAACACUGUAAAAUCACUGUAUACAUUAUAUUGUAAACAAUCUAUACAGGCAAGCCCAUUUUUCCUGUAUGUUAUUGAUGUUGAGAUUUUUUUUUUAAACUGACUGCAGCACAGCUUUGAUUUUAGCACAAGAUGAAUGGUAAUAAUAUAUACUGUAUUUAUGAACUAUAGGUAUAGCAAGAAAUGUGUGGUUUUUAACUAAAACAAUAAAUAAAAGAAAACAAGGCCAAUACACCUAUAAAUCCGUCCUCCUCUGUCUACCCAAAGACAUUCCUACGCAGGUAAUACUGUGGUACAUAAGGAACUGUGGUACAUGUAUACAAGUUGUUUUUUUCAAGGAUAAAUUAACGCUAAUCUUCUGAGUGGACACAGGAAGUUUAGCUGACUAUGGAUGCGGUUUGAGACCACAUAAAGGAUUUAUUGAAUGUAUAUCUAUAAAAACAGUUACACAUGUAAAGAAUGAACUGAUCAAUAAAACUCCCCUCUUUCUGUUGUCAAA